ACUUACCCUCCUCACAAAAAUCUAAAGGCAAAAUGAUGCAAACAAAAAUCUCUUCUUUCUCUCGACCAAGCUUUAGUCUCUAUGAACCAAGAGUAAUUCAUCAUCCUCGUAUCUCCAUGGCUCUAUCAUCAUCAGCACCAUCCCCGUUUCACCAUCUUCUCUGCAAGUCCACCUUCCCUCUCGCUGCCUCACUCACCCUUCUCCUCUCUCCUUGUACCGCUGAAGCAGGCUUAAUGUCGGGAUCUCCCGGUAUAGAAUCAGUUCCAGGUCCUGAAUUACCAAAAAUCGAGUUCCUUGACCGUUUCAAUGCAAAAAACCAGAAGUUCUACGCAGAGAACGAUGCCAGAUUCAAAGAUUCUCCACUUCUCAAGAAAUUACUUGAGAAUUCCAAACUCAACAAAGAAAAGAAUGAAAGAGAGAUUCAAGACAAAUAUUGUCUGAGAGGAGCAGAAUGGGGAGUAGGAGAUUGCUCAACCACAGGAAUGACAGAUGAAGAAAAGGAGAAAUUCAUCACAAUGUUGAAAAAGAAGACUGGUGUUGAAUAAAACACACAUCAUUGUAUUUUUUUGUUUGCAAGAAUGGCUUUAGAGAGAAUCAUCUAUGCUAAUUGUUUAAGUCACAAUCCAAAUCCAAAUGGUUACAAAACAAAAAUACAUGUAGGCAUCGUGUACAAACAGGUUUUUUCUUUUUCUUAUCGAUCUGCGGUUUUGAUAUCGAGAAGAGAAAGUGUAGCAAUCUCAUUCAUAACCAAUGCUUUAUCAGUUUCAAAACCUACAUCUUCUUUCUCAGGUUUCAAAUCAGCAAACAAACGAAGAAUCUUGGUCCGAUUCGCCACGAGAAUCGCCACGAUAUCCUCAGGUUUGUUCUCGUUUGCCACAAAGAGUUUAAAGAUAUGAAAUGCUUCUAACUGAAUGUUCUUGGUUGGUUCUCUUAAAAGAUUCAUCAUGAUUCUCAAAUUAUCCAAACUGCUCACAUACUUUACCAUCACACCUGAAUUCGAACGAUCCAUCAACACAUCUCCAAGCAAUUUCGACGCUUGUCUCUUCGUAAAAUAGCUUCCUUUCUCCAACAACUUGGUGUUAUACUCUGCGAAAAACCAUUCGUAGUUCUUCGCAAGAUACUCCGCUACAGUCGAUUUAUGCCUCGUCAAAAGCUCUCUGAAGAUCUUGCUAGCAUCGGUAGCUACAUCGAAAUACGGAAGCUGAACAUAAUCGAAAAACUUCUCCAAAUUCUUCGAUUCGAGUAUGUACUUUGCAACAACCUGAUGCCGCACACAUUCUUUAAGCAUUCCCGUGUAAUGCAACGCCAGCUCAUGGUCGUGAUCGAUACCUUCGACUAACGAAUCGAUAACAUCUAAGUUCGAUUCAAGAUAUUCAGAAGCAACGAGUCGAAAUUCGACUUGUUGCUUCUGAAGAUUCGCGACAAUCUGUGUCGCGUCUUUUCUUGCUUCUAGGUCAAGUUUUGGUAUAGAUUUGAUCAAAGGACGAAGCGUGUCUGCUCGGAAAAACUCUUGAGUUAACAAAAGACAAGCUUCAGGAACAGGCUCAGCUUCACCAUUACCAUAAAGAAUCGAUUUCAAAUCUCUAAUGUUUCGACACAACUCCGCACAAAUCCCUAACCUUUUCGAGUUUCUCGCAUCGGUUUCUUCUUCUUCGGAUUCCGCUAAAGCGAUGAGAUCUCGAGUCUGACGUACGAUUUCACCAGGAAGACGUGAUUUGUUCUUGAAGAGACCUUUCAUUCUCGUGCUUCCUCCAUGGUUUCCGAGGUUCCCGCUUAAACUGCUAAGCUUCCCGCUAAAUGUGAUGUUGAUGAUGGAUUCAUCAUCGGUGGAUCCGACGCGUAGAUGGCUCCGUGUACGGCGGUGCUUUGACGACGGAGCUAAAUCGGAGCUUCCGUGUCGUUUAGCACCACCGAUUAUGGAGACACACGCACCUAUGUUUCUCCUUUUUGUUGACCUCAAAACAAAGUACAAAAAGAAAAACAGAGCAAAAACAAAAUCUAUGCCUUUCUCUAUCUUUUUAUUCUAGGGUUUGUUCAAAAGCUUUUUCAGGGGUUUCGCUGUGAAAUCCAAAAAUGUUGUUUCUAUGA
This is a messenger RNA of Arabidopsis thaliana (thale cress), 2088 nucleotides long. RefSeq lists its product as uncharacterized. The record is from RefSeq and is marked reviewed. Lineage: Eukaryota; Viridiplantae; Streptophyta; Magnoliopsida; Brassicales; Brassicaceae. The transcript is spliced from 4 exons. Bases 33 to 545 code for a protein of 170 amino acids.